This is a messenger RNA of Trichobilharzia szidati, 3647 nucleotides long. Lineage: Eukaryota; Metazoa; Platyhelminthes; Trematoda; Strigeidida; Schistosomatidae. The record is from the annotation of a GenBank genome assembly.
GUCCUAACAUACAGCCAAAUUGUCGUCCACACUUUACCAGAACAGAAAAGGGUUCAAAAACUUCAGUACCCCUCGUCCACAUUCCGAUUUUUUGUUUAAACCACUCUCUUGGCCUUCACCACUGGCCGCGCUCUCCGCCGACUGUUUCGUUUUCGUUGUUCCGGGUCAGUCGUGUUGCCUCAUCAAUGUCGACGACUGCAGAUCUCUUGUCAGCAUUUAAGAAGGAUUUGGAAAGUCUCAAGGAUAAUGAUAAAUAUAGGAUAAACGCCCUCACUAUCUUUGCUCGGGACCACAAAGAUGCUGCAGGAGUUGCUGAGAGCAUUGUUGAACUAACCCUGAAACAUGUACAAGUGGUGAGUUACUGGGUUUCCGAUUCGAUGUUUGUCCUGUGCAUAUUAGCACAGAUGAAAAUAAACCUAAUAAAAUUUCUUGUGAGUUUUGACCUUUUUGUAACAUAUGGGUGCUGGGUUUGGGCGAAGCGAUAAAUGAAUUGCUUAAGCGCUUAAUCUAGCGUUCGUAUGAGGUGUAUUUAUUGAUAGUCGUGUACCGAGCCUAGUGAGACAUUUUCGGGUUCCGUUCUAGACAUGCAAAGAAAUUAGAUGAUCCUAGAAUUUAGUUCACCUUUCAUUACAGAUACCGGCAGGAUUGAAGUUACUUGGCUUGUACGUAAUCGACUCUAUAGUUAAGAAUGUAGGCAUUCCCUACAGGAAACUGUACACUGCUAACAUUGUUGACGCGUUUGUACAUUCGUUUCAGUCGAUACGGGAUGAAAAAGGAAGGUUGAAGCUAUACAAUUUGCGGACAACGUGGAAGGAUAUAUUUCCUAACUCUAGAAUGUACGAACUAGAUAUACGAGUUCGUGAACACGAUCCAGCAUGGCCUCUGCUUGCCACCGCUCCUGAGGCCAAGACUGCUUUCAGAUCACUUCCCAGUGUUCCGAAGAUCCAAAACAAACCUGAAACCCCAGUCGUGAAAUCUGAAGAGAAGCCAGUCCAGCCUGCACCUAAUACGGUCAUCUCAGCAUCACGUGAUCCACGGCUUAACAGGAAAAGGAAGUCGUCUCCUAAAGAAUCCACUGUUUGCACAGAAGAGUUCCUCAUUGAUCGUUCUGGUGAUCAGAAAAUGGAGUCUAUCGCUCGAAAACAAGGGAAACAGGCAGCAUCCAGUGAGUUACCAAAAAAGGUUAUGUUAUUUGGCGGUGAGGACCGUGAUAUGCGUUCUCAGAAUAUGCUUUCACCCUCUCCUGCAAAAUCAUCAGCUUGGUCGGAUUACAUUGGCAAACAUAGCGAAGUUUGUUCACGGCGUGAUACAAAAGAUGUUGAUAUGAGAUUCGCACUUACAGAACCCCCACUUAGUACCACUACAAUUGACGCAGAUGCUGGUAGACUAUCGAAAUUACCGAUAGACCCACCAGUUUCCAGACAGCCUAUUGAGCCUGCUCCGAUGCUCCCGCCCGUCCCUAGAUUUGAUAAACCUCCAAAUGACUGCCUACCACCGAGUGACCUCUCUGCAGGGAAGGUCAUCAGUAACGCUAACACGGACGUUAAACCACAUGAGGAACCCUUAGCUUCGGAAAAUAUCCCACCGCGCAACCCUAAGGUGGGUAAUUUCCCUCCCAUGAAGGACCACCUACCACCACCGCGAGUGCCAAUAGAUCCGUAUAUGUCAGAUAUUCCCAGAGACAGACCACCUAUGACUCCGUCGUCAUUCCAACCUGUAAUACCACAUCACCGUGGUCCUCCAAUUCGAGGUCCUGUAUGGAGUGUUGAGAUCAAUGGUUUCCCGGACAUGGUGAAUAUUGGUGUUGAUCCCCGCAUGCUCAGUCUUGUUAGUCACCCCAAGCCACCCAGACGAAUAACUAUUGAUGGACAGCAGUUCACACUCUUAUUGGACAGGGUACAACCGCUAAUAGCAAUUGGAGAACGCAUCCACGCUGUAAGGUUUCGGUGUGAAUUUGCUACAGUUGUCAUCGAUGGUCGGUGUUUCAAUAUCCCUGGAACAGGCUUCACUAGAGUAGCCAUCGGACCUAGAUCUUACGUGGCAUACUUGGGCGGUCCGGGCCAUGAACUUGUCAUCGAUGGACGUCCACACACUGUCCCUACGACGUCGCAUUUGACUUUUAUAAAUGUUGGACUGCAUUCGGUUGGAGUGAAGUUCAUUGGGAAUGCACCAAAGAAUGUUAAUGUCUUACCACCCAUCCCUCCUCGCUUGCUCAAAUGGGCAGGUCAAGGGUUGUUUGGUUCACCUAAAAACUUAUUUAUGGCGCCACUUAAUCCUAUUAAAGAACUUACACGUUUGGCUGAGAACGGUAUCUGUCAAAGAAAUCGCGCCCAGUUUACCAACAGACCUAUGGGGAACGGUACACGACGAUCACCGAAUACAGCGGAAACUGCCAAUACGAACAACCAAUUGAGUAAUAAUAAUAAUAGUAACCAAUUGAGUAGUGCGAACGCUCCACAACCUGUCGCAGAUAGUUCUGAUACGACCACAAUUCCUGCCCCAAUCAAGGACGAAAGUUCGUCGAACCCAACUACUCAGCCUACAAUUGACGUUCAUGAGUUGUUCCAGAAAUUAGUGAAAGCUGGCAUAGUUCAGAGCACAGAGCCCGUUAAGAAGGCAGAACCUCCUGAACUAGGAAGUUACAGCUGGGAGCGUUUCAAAAACCCUUACAGUGUGGAGAUAGAUGCACUUUAUAAUGGUCACCAGUGCGGUCAGUGUGGUCUACGUUUCCAGAGUGAUUUAUCACCAGAAUUUGCUAAGCAUCUUGACUAUCACUAUGUGAAGAAUUCAACUUAUGGACAAGAAAGACGGAGUCGUAAUUUCUAUCAGCCUUUGCAGUAUUGGUUAAUCACAGACAUGACACGAGAAGGUGCUCCUCAAUUUGAACCUGGAAGUCCAAUUCACAAUUUGCAAGAGUACAAGUGCGCUGCAUUCGCAGAUCCCUCCAGAAAUGUGUGUGCUGUAUGCUACGAGAGCUUUGAAGUAGUUUGGGAUCACGAAGAAGAAGAAUGGAUGCUCCAAGAUGCUAUUCGAGUAGAUGAUAAGGUUUAUCAUCCUAUUUGUCAAGAAGAUGCAGGAAAAGAAUUCCUAGUUAAAGAGGAAAAGAAAUUCGAAUCACCUAAUCCCUCUGAUAAUACUGCAGAUGAUACAAAUUCGCCUUCAGAAAAUAAUAAAGAAGAUCCAGGCGAUGAAAAUGCAUUUACUUGUGAUGAUUUUACAACAAAUACAGUCGUUAUUCCUGGUCUUUCUCCAUGUCCGUCUCCAUCACAGUCCAAUACAGAAACUCCGGUGAAAUCGGAACCGGAAUGUGAAUUUGAUAAUUCCCCAGUCAUGAUAAAACCUGAACCGAUUUCAUGUAAUCCCGCAAUCAGUGCAGAUCCAUUAGCUGCAUUGAAAGCUGUUUUAAAAGGUGAUAUAUCCUCUCUCAGCUUACGACCUCAUUGACAAUUGGACUAAUGAUUAUUUUAAUCUUACCAUGUACAUAUUUAUAUACACACAUAUACUUACAUACCUACUACAGAUUUAUGCUCAUGCAUGUGUACGAUAACCUAGCGUGUAAAUAAAUUCAUUAUUGGCCAACAUUAUAUUCUCAUAAUGUAAUUUAAUGAAAUGUCUAGUGAUUUAACAAAUGCACGGUUCCUAAAUUA